This is a messenger RNA of Betta splendens (Siamese fighting fish), 2765 nucleotides long. It is a transcript of the gene slc7a6, whose product is annotated as solute carrier family 7 member 6. The record is from RefSeq and is a predicted model, not a curated record. The coding region runs from base 512 to 1987 and encodes 491 amino acids. The transcript is spliced from 10 exons. Gene Ontology annotation, molecular function: L-amino acid transmembrane transporter activity. Gene Ontology annotation, cellular component: membrane. Gene Ontology annotation, biological process: amino acid transmembrane transport. NCBI's taxonomy places the organism in Eukaryota, Metazoa, Chordata, Actinopteri, Anabantiformes, Osphronemidae.
GUCCGACGUACACGGUUGAGAAUGUCCAACCUGCAGGUUGAAUGCGGGAAAAAGGAAGACGGGCGAGUUAAAGAACGCUCAGCAGCUUUUGCUUGGAAAUGACCUGGAUUCAUGAUACAGUCGUUAUGUGGAGAUUAUUAUUCUAAUAAUGUUAUUCAGCUUUUCCCUUUUAUUCUCGUGACCUUUCAUCAGCAGACUAAAUGACCACACACCUGACUUUCUGCAUUUCACAUCACGACGCACGCAAACGCGACUUCACACACACCUGCUGACUCACCCCCGGGCCUCACCCCCGCCCCCUCCCUCCAGCGACACGCUGUUUGUUGAGGUCUGGACAAACAGGUCGCCCGACGCCGCAGCUGCUUUUUCGCCUGCUUGUUGUUGCGUGACGGGCGCCAGUUUAACACAGGUGAAUGUGUUGGAUCGGCCCCUCCACGGGUUGCCAGAUAAGGACGGGUCCCAGUAGCUCCCACAGCCCGUCCUCUUCCUCCUCCUCCUCCUCUUCCUCAGCAUGGACGACCCCCGCGGCUCCAGCAAGGCGACCGGCGGCCCGGACCACGCGGCGCCGCGCGUGCAGAGCGUGCGGCUGAAGAAGGAGAUCUCGCUGCUCAACGGCGUCAGCCUGAUCGUGGGGAACAUGAUCGGCUCCGGCAUCUUCGUCUCCCCGAAGGGCGUGCUGCUCUACAGCGCCUCCUACGGCCUGUCGCUCGUCAUAUGGGUCCUCGGAGGCCUGUUCUCGGUGGUGGGGGCCCUCUGCUACGCCGAGCUCGGCACCACCAUCAAGAAGUCGGGGGCGUCCUACGCGUACAUCCUGGAGUCGUUCGGCGGCUUCGUGGCGUUCAUUCGCCUGUGGACGUCGCUGCUGAUCAUCGAGCCCACGAGCCAGGCCGUCAUCGCCAUCACCUUCGCCAACUACCUGGUGCAGCCGCUCUUCCCCACGUGCGAGCCGCCGUACGCGGCGUCUAGACUGCUCGCCGCCGCCUGCGUGUGCCUGCUGACGUUCAUCAACUCCGCCUACGUGAAGUGGGGGACGCGCGUGCAGGACGUCUUCACCUACGCCAAGGUGGCGGCGCUCAUCGUCAUCAUCGUCACCGGCGUCGCCCGGCUGUGCCAGGGGUACACGGCCAACUUUGAAUCCUCCUUCCAGGGCUCGUCCACGCGUCCGGGCGACAUCGCGCUGGCGCUCUACUCGGCACUCUUCUCCUACUCUGGCUGGGACACGCUGAACUUUGUUACUGAGGAGAUAAAGAACCCUGAAAGGAACCUGCCUCUGGCCAUCGCCAUCUCCAUGCCCAUUGUCACCGUCAUCUACAUCCUCACCAACGUGGCCUAUUACGCUGUCCUGGACGUCACCGCCAUACUGGCCAGCGACGCCGUGGCCGUGACGUUUGCCGACCACACCCUCGGCGUGAUGAGCUGGACCAUUCCCAUCGCCGUGGCCCUGUCCUGCUAUGGAGGCCUCAACGCCUCCAUCAUAGCUGCGUCCAGGCUGUUCUUCGUGGGCUCCCGUGAGGGUCACCUGCCCGACGCUCUGUCCAUGAUCCACAUAGAGCGCUUCACUCCCAUCCCGGCGCUGAUCUUCAACUGUGUGAUGUCGCUGAUCUACCUGACCGUGGAGGACGUCUUCCAGCUCAUCAACUACUACAGCUUCAGCUACUGGUUCUUCAUGGGCCUGUCCAUCGCCGGGCAGAUCUACCUGCGCUGGAAGCAGCCUGACAGGCCCAGACCCCUGAAGCUGACGUUGCUGUACCCGGUGGUUUUCUGCCUGUGCACCGUGUUCCUGGUGGCGGUGCCUCUCUACAGCGACACGCUCAACUCUCUGAUCGGCAUCGCCAUCGCCCUCUCUGGCGUCCCCGUCUAUUUCCUGGGCAUCUACUUGCCAGAGUCCAAGCGACCGCCCAUCAUCACCCGAUUGCUCCGUUCUUUGACUUACUUCACGCAGUACACCUGCUUUUGUGUGCUGACAGAGAGCAGUAAAGGUGAAUAGCAUCCCACGGUCGCCCGGUCGUUACCCAGCAGUCUUUGCGGCAUCGCCAUGGGGACCAGAGGCGCUGAUUCUGCUGAGAGACAGAAAACAAGCGAAAAGAAACACGUUACACUUUGUACUGUACACUGAAGCUCAGACUUCACCCACUUGUUUACAACAGAUUUACUCUGGAAAUUUAAAACAGGCGGGACUGAUGUGUUGCGCACGAUGGACCAGUUCAGUAAACUGUUUACCUCUAGUACAUGUAUUUCAUUGCCACAGGGGCCUAAAGAUAUUGAGAGAUGAAUAGUAAAACUUCCUGAACUAAUAACGAUUUCUCUGCUGCUAUUUUAAAGGAAGGAGGGACUCAUCACUUUAUGCUGUUGCAUUCAUGAACUUCUUGUGCCACUGUAUGCAAAUGUUUUGGUUUCCCUUUAUUGCAUUUGAACUCCUGUGAAGGGUGUUUACACUAUGAUUUGAAUGCUUUCAGUCAAACCUUGUAAGAAGCCGAAGGCUUCAUGAGUUUUGAAUCUAGUGCUCCCUCCCGUUGCAUUGAUUAGUUUACACAUUUACUCGUCCUUCACAUGAGGGAGAACAUGCACCUGCUGCUGCUGCCCCACAGAAACACUGCAGUGCCUAAAGGAAAGAAUCUGUGCUAACCAGCUUCAGGCCUGCUGCAAAGAACACACCUGAACCCAGGUCUUUGUUUUGUUUUGAUUUUGUACAGGACAAGCAAUACAUUUAAAAAUAUAUAUAUACAAGAUUGUUUUUUUUUCUGCACAAUAAACACAAAAUUUCA